Messenger RNA from Exaiptasia diaphana, 3386 nucleotides. Its product is annotated as dorsal-ventral patterning protein tolloid. The record is from RefSeq and is a predicted model, not a curated record. Lineage: Eukaryota; Metazoa; Cnidaria; Anthozoa; Actiniaria; Aiptasiidae. Bases 923 to 2290 code for a protein of 455 amino acids. The transcript is spliced from 6 exons.
AGGGGACUCCGUGAUCAAUUCGUUCUGUUAGCCUAAACUUAAUACGUCUACGGCUUUGUUGUUUAUACUCUUACAAAUUCUAAAGAGCUUUUAGACGAUGAAUGUCAUUUCAAGCCUUACAGUAACCCUUUCGACAGUAAGAUGCAUUAGAGUGGUUUUCCGUCAACCAUGAAAAGAAAUAGACCAACUAGUUAGUAGCAAUUAGUAAUAGUCAAUAUACACCUAAUUGAAGAAACAACUAGACGCUCUUGGAGCGUGAAGUCCGACUAGCUAUUUUUGAAAAUUGAGAAAGACAGGAUAUUACAUGGAUGCGCGCAUAUAGGAGAACGAGUGAAAGGUUUUAAGCAAGAUAAAAUUAUGAUGUUAUAUUCUGUCUAAUCAUAUGAUUAUAUAUGAAUGUAAAUUAUGUGAAAGCAAGUAUACAUGACUUUCAAAAAUGGCGCAGUUCACGUCCGCCUAUAUUGGGGACUAGUGACGAAUCAUGGAAACGAGACCUCAAAGGCCUUCCAUCAAGAAUCACUACGAAGAUCGUGUGUAGGCAGUGUCCAAAGGCACGGCACCAUGGAAGGCACCAUGGAAGCUCACUAUACGGAGGCUAGCCUUUGAGACCUCGUUUUAGUGCUUCAUCCCCAGUGCCCUGGUCGGCGACCGUGACACAUCGCACCAUUUUUGAAAGUCGUGAAUGCAGACUAGUUUUUGAUCCUGCGAGGCAAGGGAUCACCGACCCACAGAUAUCCCACAUUUAGCUAAGAGUGUGCGUCAAUAAGAACCAGUGUAAAAGCGUAUACAUUCGUUCUUCUCUUUCUCUCAAGCAAUAGUUGGGUGGCCUAUGGAAUGGCAUGUAAUUAUACAUGUAAGGGUUUAGACUCAACAAGUCAGAACCAGUUCCCUCUCUGUUGAUAUUUUUUUGUUACUAGUUUGAAUGACAAACCGAAUAACAGAGGAGCAAAUACUACAAUUAUGGAAUCAGUUUACAUUGUUGGGCAUUGUCCAGAGUUCAUUAGCAAGCUGUGAUGGACAUUCAACUAAUCUUUACGCUGAUGCAGGAACAUCCAAGAUUAUUACAAGUCCUAACUACCCUGCCAACUACAAUUCAUCCUUAAAAUGUUCCUGGACAAUUCAAUAUCUUUAUUUUUCCCUCAAUGUGCAGAUAAAGAUAGUUAGCUUUGAUACUACUGGAACCAGUGGAGCUUGUACAAGUGAAACUGAUAAUCUAGAAGUCUUUGAUCAUGRUAAUCUUGUUGGAAGAUAUUGUGGUAGCAAUGUACCAGGGAAUUUGACCAUUUAUAGUACUGGCAAAMUGUAUAGUCAAUAUCUAACACUGAUAUUUACCAGUCCAAGUAAUAAAACAAAGCAAGGCUUUAAACUGGAAUACAUGGCAGUUCAAGAUCCAUAUUGUGGCUCAUUUCUUCUUGAUGCUGAACUAGACAAACCAAAGAUUCUAACAAGUCCAAACUAUCCUGCUAACUACCCUCCUCAGGCAAAAUGUUCUUGGCUUAUCACAGCACCUCCAGGGCAUUUUGUAAAACUGAAUUUCACAAAUUUUGACCUGGGGGAUCCUCAUAAGCGCUUUGGAAGAUGUGAUCAUUUUCGGUAUCAUUCUUUAAAAGUAUUCAAUACAAAUAAAAGCUAUUUAUUGCUUAACAAUGAUCUCCUUGGAAAGUACUGUGGCAGCAUUGUACCUGCCAAUAUGAUUUCUUCCAAUAGAUAUUUCACUUUAGUUUUUUCAAAUAGAAUUAGAAGUAACUAUCCUACCAAACAAGGCUUCAGAUUGGAGUACUCUGCCCUUUCCACCCCAGCCAGUUACUAUUCCAUGUGUAUGAAGGAGAAUGCCAUAGUUGAGUACACUGGUCUUUUAGGGUUGAGUUUGAAAGCUUCUAGUAGUUUCCAAUAUAUCAGAAGCCCUCUGUACCCACACAAAUACCCUAKCAAUUUAAACUGCUAUUGGCGUAUCACUGCUUCGUCAAGCUCCAAGAGAAUAAAAGCUGAAGUGACUGACUUGAAGAUCAGCAACAAGGUUGUAUUUUCCUGCUCGUACCGUGAAGAUGCCUUAGAAAUCAKAGGUGGUGAUAAUUCUGCUAGUUAUUGUGACCUUUUCAAUGAUACAUCUAGAACAGUGAUAUCAUCAGGUCAGUAUAUGAGCGUUGUGUUCAGAACCAAUGAUGAUAACUUCUUUAGGGAAGAUACAGCUGGCUUUGAAUUGAGGUUCAUUGAGAUAAGCCAUUCCUCUAUCUUAAAGUUUGGUAUUGGAAUCAUCAUUCUUGCUCAGUCGUUGGUACACAUGAUUUGAUUAUGUCCUGCUGUCAAGAAGCCACGGAACGGCUAAAAAAUAACAAGAACACUUUAACUAUAAUCAAUAGCUAGUUAUCAUUGCAUGUUAUCAAUCAACGUAAAGAUUAAUUAUAGUGACAACGACUACUUGUGGUAGUCCUAUAAUUUUAGCUUUUUCUUGCAAUUUACAAUAGAAUAAGAAUUUAGUCGCUUCCUAUUUACCCCAACAAAAAUGGCAAAAAUUCCAACCCGCUGUAGCUGAAGAAUUUAGUAUCAAAAUAAUAGCACGUCAUAACGAACGUAGUUUAGUGUAGUCAAGUCAAACUGAGAGGAGCAACAAAGAACGAAGUGAACUAGUCUUAUGAAGCCUUCCUUUAAAGAAUCACAACCAACCGUCGUACCUUGCGAGCCGAAGCGCCAUUUAAGGUGGAUACGUCCUUUUAGCCUGUGUACAUCCGUUUCUCACCCCUCCAAAAAAAUCGUAGAGAGAACGGAGAGAACGUCGUUCUCUCCCCGAUUUUUUUGGAGGGGUGAGAAACGGAUGUACACAGGCUACGUCCUUUCAGUUUGGACAGAAAUACCUGUAUCAUGGUUGGUUAGGAUUCUUUAAGUAGCUAUCCAAUCCCGCGGAGACAAGAUCAGACGUAAGUCUGUUCGUUUUCCAAUGUACUAGGUGGCAUAGACUCUAAUAGCGGUCUGUAGUAAUUUUAGUGAUUUUACGCAUUGUAAUGGUUAAGUGAGUCMACGUGUAACAGGCAGUUCGUUACGCGUAUAAACACGAAUUACCCUUCACGACUCUAAGGUGGUUAAUCUGGCGAACUCCCGUGCCCGACACAACGCGCCUGUGACAUCGGGAACACGACACCUACCAAUCCUGUUCAUCAUGGGUGCUUGAUAGACUAAACCCUGACAGCAGGGUGUACUCGUACUCUAAAGGAGUUGGAAAGUGCUGACUUAUUCAGUACUUUUUCAAAUUGAGCUCAUUUAAAAGUUUUCAAACGGGGGUUCCACUUUUCGCAUUUUCGGCUAAAACAAACGUUUUUCCUGCGCCUCUCGAACUGUAGCAAAUGUCAAAUGUAGCGUGACUGUAUUUAAUAAAAAUUCAUUGUACGAUG